Messenger RNA from Phytophthora nicotianae INRA-310, 1059 nucleotides. RefSeq lists its product as hypothetical. The record is from RefSeq and is a predicted model, not a curated record. Gene Ontology annotation, molecular function: phosphatidate phosphatase activity. The transcript is spliced from 5 exons. Lineage: Eukaryota; Oomycota; Peronosporomycetes; Peronosporales; Peronosporaceae. Bases 1 to 1059 code for a protein of 352 amino acids. Gene Ontology annotation, biological process: phospholipid metabolic process.
AUGCCCAGCAAUGCGACGGCCACACCCUUCGAGCUCGAGCGUGGCUCGGCGAGUGAGUUCCUGUCGGUAACGACGCCCCCUCCAGCGAGCGUCUGGAAGCCUCACGAGGAAGAUGAUGCGAGCGCAAAUCGCCCCAAGCGGUGGCUGCGGCUGCUGAACGAAUACCGCGUGGCCGAGUUCGGCGCCACACUCGUAAUGUUUCUCGUUGCCAAGUCGUUCACGCUGAUGGCUGUCAACGACCGACCCAUUCCGAGGAUCGAGAUUCGACUGAACUCCACCACGACAGUAUAUGCGCGAGACCCCACAGUGGACGAGAAGAAGCUCUACGAGCAAGUGCCAAUGUGGUCAUUGAUUGUGUUUGGACUCGGCAUUCCGAUCCUUACCAACCUGUUGCUGAACUUCGUACUCCCCAAGAUCCGUGACGUCCGCGUGAUCCCGCAUGACGUCCGCGACUUCCUGUUGAGUCUGGCCCAAGGCGUAACGAUGUCCACGUUGCUUACCCAGUUUACCAAGCACGUAACGGGUCGCUUCCGCCCAAGCUUUUACGACAUGUGCGGAUGGGAUUACGACGCGGUCUGGGACGGAGUGACAAAUUUGUGCACUGAUGCUGCCGGGGAGAAGGAGGGGCGUAAGAGCUUCCCAUCCGGCCACGCCUCUUUCGCCUGGGUGACGAUGCUCCUGCUCACGCUUUACCUGUUGGGACGUUCAAGACUCAACUGUUCACGUCGCAGUGAGUCGGCUGUGCGAGGCGGAACGAAAGCGCUGAAACUGUUCCUUUGCUUCGUGCCCUGCUUAGCAGCUUCAUGGGUCGCUAUUACUCGCUCAAUUGAUAACUGGCAUCACUACAGCGACAUCUUGGCCGGCAGCAUCAUUGGCGCGAUCUCUGCUUGUCUCGCCUACAGCUACAACUACGGAUCCAUUUUCUGCUGGAAGUACGCAGGCUUGCCGUGUGAAACUAUCCACGAGAAGAUCAAGAGCGAGUCGAUGAAUAACAACCAGGAAGCACAUGGAAAGCUGAUGAACCGCAAUACUAGAGUGUCGAGCAGUCAGCGAGUGUAG